UGAUGAAGAAAAUAGACCAGGCUGAGCUGAACCAGCUCCCUUGUCCACCAAAAUUGGCUUUGCAGACAGGGAAGCAUGUGCAAAUUCUGAAAUCAUGAAAUAAGAAGCUAUCUUCUGAGACUAGACCAAGGCCAACCCUACUCUAAGUCCUAAAAUUGGAACUCUCAAGUGCAAAAGGAAGAAACCUAAAGGAAAGAAACAAACUAAUAAGAAGCAUAAUGAAGAUUUUAGUCAGGAAAUAGUUAAAAGACAAGCAAUCAGUCCAACAGGAACAGAAAAGAAUGCGCUCUUAAACUCGAAAUCAUUAGCCAGGAGAAAUCCUCGUUUAUUUUCAGCAAAACCUUAUCGAAGGAAUGAUCAACUGAAAGCAAGCCAUCAUGCUACAAAUUCAAAACUAAGCAUGUUAGGAAUGAACAACACAAUAGACUAUUUCCAUAUGAUAAAAGAAGUAAACUCCAACGAAAGCACCCAAGCAGAACUUUACCAAACAUCCAAACCCGCCAAACGUCACCUCCAAAGACCUAAUCUCACCAAACACUCCACUCUCUCAAGCAAGGGCUCCUCCACCAUGCGUAAAUCAGACCUUCACUCUGCUCUAAAAUCCCCGGCUCUAAAUCAGCCUCUUCACGAAUCCAAAAACUCCUUCGAUUUUAAAGCUCACAAGACCAUUGACACCUCUAAGGCAAGGAUUUCUUCCUAAUCUUCAGACGAGGCAACGGCGGAUCAACCUAGCUGUAACAGAGA
Messenger RNA from Moneuplotes crassus, 744 nucleotides. Lineage: Eukaryota; Ciliophora; Spirotrichea; Euplotida; Euplotidae. The record is from the annotation of a GenBank genome assembly.